AUGGCUGACCAAGAGGGCGACGAGAGCUUCCACGAUGACUGGUGGGAAUCGCUAGCGAUUGAUCAAGACAUAGAGUCGCAGCUGAAUGCUGUCGAGCAGCAGGCGGAGAUGCUCGCGUCCAGCAGCACUAUGUCGUUGGGCACGCAUAUGCCGGAGCUGCGGGCGAUGUAUGAGGAGCAGCAACAUACCAUCAACCAGCUCAGACAGCAGGCGCAGCAGCAGCAGGGAGAGAUCUCCGUCGUUCGCUCUAAUCUAACUAGAGCGCAGCAGCAGAACCGAACGCUGCAGCAACACCAGCAGCAAAUGGAGCAAGACUACCGGCACCGCAUCGAAACGUUGCAACAGGAGCAUGGGCGUCAGAUGGAGCGCUUAGAGGCAACGUCAGCGUUCCGUCGGAUUGAGCAGGACUCAAACCGCACUGUAUGGCCUUCGACAACGCGACGCCGCGCACCCGUGGUCUUCCCCAAAGACGCCCUAGCGACGCCCAUGGUACCGGGGCAGGAUACCCCCACUCGGUACGUGGCAUCCCACCGCCAACGUGCAGAGCCUGAGACCCCUUCUCGUCCGCGCUCUUUCCCGCACUUUGAUAAUUCAUUCGUGGAUCCAGCGCCCUCGUCGUCACCUGCCACGGCGCCAGAUGUGGUACCGUCGUCGUCGACGCCCACGCCGGACUCUUCGCCACAUGUGGGAGCGCUCGACGCUUUGUCCUCCGACGACUAUGAAUAUGUGCUGGCGGCUUUAUUUACGCGGCAGGCACGUUGGACUUCGCAUAUCUUGGGCCAUCCCCCCAGGUCGCAGACCGGGUCGAUGCUGCUGCACCUUGUCAUGAUGGACGUACCAGAGUGUCCGAGCUUUUCACGCACAGCCGAGCAGCUUUGGCAGUGCGUAGCGCGCGCAGGAUCGUACGAAGCGUUCUUAUGCGACUGUGCCCCCAUUGUGCGACUGUAUUUACAGCGAGGUAAGGAGCCGCAGCAAGCCGUGCGCGAUGUAUGGGCCGACUACUCGCCGUCCCUGUAUGGUGGCGUGGCUACUUUGCUCUGUGCUGCGACACACAUGCUUCUGCAGGCGGACAAGAUCAAGGCUGUGUGCCACAUGCUGGACUGGAUGACGGCUCUCGGUCUAUCGCAGCCGGCUUUUGUCUCGUUCCUGGCCUGCCGAGACAAGCCGAUGCUACCUGAUGCCUCUGUAUCACCCCCUAUCACACACAUUCUUAUCGAUGGCAUGAAACGGGAUGUGGCACUUUAUCCCAGUGUUGUGCGCCUAAGCCAGGUACUCGCGUGGUCGUCAGAGCUGUAUGGAUAUCAGGACGUCCACCCCGUGUUCCAUGCAAAGGGCGUACUUUUGGCGCUGCUCGAUACCCACGAACCAAGCGUGUUGAUACCCACGCUGCAACUAUGCACGCUGGUCGUGUCUGAUGCGACUACUUUGCACAUGUGCCUGUCGGCCCAAUUCGACCCGGCAUGGCAGCCGCGUGUCCCGCCGCGACUAGGCCAGGUCCGGUUUCCCGUCGUGGAUGUGCUCUCGAAGCAUCUCGUGGAUCGGCGCGGCGAUAUGCCAGCAGAUGCGUCCCACCGCAUCCACAUGUCUAUUCUCCUGUUUCUGACACAAGCUGCACGCUGGCCUGAUACGUCGAUCAUGCUGGCCGAGUCGACUCCGCUGCUGCCCGCCCUGAUCCAGUGCCUGAGCUGGGACGUCUCGACGCUGUGGAACACGGAGCCUGUGCCCGACGCCCCUGGCACUCGCGAUGCCGCAUGGGCCUUGGAGCGCGUGUGCCAAAGUGUGCAGUUUCUGCACGAUCUGUACAUGCCUGAGGGCAUCGCGACACGCAAUUUGGCCGAGAAACUUGUGUCGGCUCAAGCGCAGGCCGUGCUGAACGGCGUGCGAUACGCCUUUAUCGUGGCUCUCGGCCGCAUCGCCUUUGCCAACGAGCCGGACUGGCUCAUGCACGAUACCCAGGCCCAUCGCAGGCGGACGCAACUAGAGUGUGCCGCGAUGUUGGCCAGUGAUCUGAUCGACUCGGUGCUAUCACCCAAUGAGACAGACGAAAUUUACGAGCUCCUCGUCGAGGAAGCCGAGUGA
This is a messenger RNA of Malassezia restricta, 2079 nucleotides long. RefSeq lists its product as uncharacterized. The coding region runs from base 1 to 2079 and encodes 692 amino acids. The transcript has a single exon. Lineage: Eukaryota; Fungi; Basidiomycota; Malasseziomycetes; Malasseziales; Malasseziaceae. Gene Ontology annotation, biological process: DNA damage checkpoint signaling. The record is from RefSeq and is a predicted model, not a curated record.